Messenger RNA from Trichoderma harzianum CBS 226.95, 893 nucleotides. RefSeq lists its product as hypothetical. Gene Ontology annotation, molecular function: glyoxalase III activity. The transcript has 2 exons. NCBI's taxonomy places the organism in Eukaryota, Fungi, Ascomycota, Sordariomycetes, Hypocreales, Hypocreaceae. Bases 167 to 874 code for a protein of 235 amino acids. The record is from RefSeq and is a predicted model, not a curated record.
GGAAAGGCUCUCCCUAUUGCUGCUUGUCAAGUAUAAAGACCAGCGGAAACCACGCAUCAAUUAAAAUACCCAUCCUCCAUCAUUCUCAUCAAUCUCCCAGUAAACCAAAAGCAUUAAAUCACUCCUAGAAAUCACUUCUAAAAAUCAGUCCUAAAAAUCUUUCAACAUGUCUCCCAGAAUUCUCUUCGUUCUCACUAGCGCUGCUAAGAUGAACAAUGGCGCACCCACUGGGUGGUACUUGCCUGAGUUUGCCCGGCCCUACUUCCACUUGAUUGGUCCCGACGAGGCAAACCCCAGGGCUGAAAUCGUCGUGGCUUCCCCUGCCGGUGGCCUGGCUCCCAUUGACGAAGUGUCAGUGAAGAACUUCAAGGACGAUGAUUCAGUCAAGUUCUACGAAACCAAGAAGCAUCUUUGGGAGAAAACCGUAGCCCUCAAGGAUCUUCAGGGAAAGGCAUCUGAGUUUGAUGCCAUCUUCUACCCUGGUGGCCACGGCCCUAUGUUCGACCUUGUUAACGACAAGGAGUCCAUCAAGCUGAUUGAGGACUUCUACAAUGCUGGCAAAGUUGUUGCGGCUGUCUGCCAUGGCCCCAUCGUUUUCGUGAAUGCCGUUGUCGACGGAAAGCCGCUCCUUAGUGGCCGCACCGCUACUGGCUUCAGUAACGCGGAAGAAGAUGCCAUCAAGCUGACUGAGUUCAUGCCUGCUCUGUUGGAAGACGAGAUCAAGCGCGUGGGUGGCAAAUAUGUCAAGGCAGACGACCUUUGGAAGGAGCACGUUGUCGUUGAUGGUCGCAUCAUCACUGGCCAGAACCCCAACUCUGCCCUGGGUGUUGGCGCUGCCAUUGCCAAGGCACUUGGUAUGUUUAGCGACUUUUGACGUUUUUCGUGGAUGUUCU